AUGCUGAAGCGGCUGCAGCGCGGACCAUGGACGUGUCCGCAAUGCGCGCGGCAGCAACAGAAAGCUGCGCGAAGAUGUCUCGUAACAUCGAGCAACAGCAGAGGCUCAGCGGCCACCGCGACAGCCACGGCACCAGACGACUAUCAACCGGUAUUAAAAGCAUCGCCGAGUAUCGCCCACGAUGACAGAGCGCUGCGCCAGAUCUUCGACUCCCAUGGCUUCUGGAAAGACUUCUCGUCCAAGAACAAGUACCACUAUGGCGGCAGAUCAGCUGGCCUGUUCCAGAACAGAUACCUCACGCACCCGGAGGGCUUCCAGACGUUUGCAAACAUCACAUUGCAGAAAUGCAAGAGGAUCGUCUCGCGGGUACUUGCAUAUGAGAGCGUGGAAGACUACAAAAGGGCGGCAAAAGACCUCGAUCGACUCAGUGACCUGCUGUGCCGAGUGAUCGACCUGAGUGACUUCGUGCGGAGCGUACAUCCUGAUCCGAAAGUCCAGGCGGCUGCGGACAAUGCGUAUGGGACGAUGUUUGAGUAUAUGAAUAUACUCAAUACGACUACCGGGCUCAACGAUCAGCUGAAAAAGGCAUCGCAGAUGCCCGAGGUUUACAACACAUGGAGCGAAGAGGAGAAGACGGUGGCUGCGAUAUUAGAGAAGGACUUUUCUAAAUCCGCCAUCGAUCUUGCGGACAGUGAGAGACAUGCUUUCGUGGACAUAUCGAACGAAAUCGCUCAGGUGGGGACAGAGUUCGUCGAGAAUAUGGCUACAGCGACACCUUAUCUCAGUCUUGAAAGCAGUAGGCUAAAUGGAAUGGAUCCGAUGCUUGUCCGGCAGCUUACAAGAUGGGGUAACGUCACGCUCCCAACUGUCGGAAUGCCAGCGACGCUGGCGUUGCGAACGGUCGAAGAUGCAGAUACACGACGGGAAAUCUACAUGGCCAAUCGCACCUCCGCGAAGGACAACCUGCACCGACUCGAAGAUCUUCUAAAGCGGCGAGCAGAGCUGGCGAAGCUGAGCGGGUAUGACAGCUUCGCACAUCUGACGCUCGCAGACAAGAUGGCCAAGAGCCCAGAAGCAGUCACAUCGUUCUUGGAUGCCCUUUCGGCAGAUAAUGCGCCUAGAGUGAAGCGGGAGAUGCAGGAGCUUUUGGAGCUGAAGAAGUCAGAUGCCCGAUCAAGCAACUUUCCCACCGAUCUCAAUGCUUGGGAUCGAGACUACUACACCGCUCAAUUACUUUCAAACGAGCGUACCAAAGCGAGAGCGCCUGAUUUCCUCAGCGCAUACUUCUCUCUCGGGACGGUCAUGCAAGGACUUUCACGACUCUUCCACCGGCUCUACGGCUUGCGACUCGUCCCGCGCGAACCUCUGCCCGGCGAGACGUGGAAUCCAGAUGUCCGCCGGCUAGACGUUGUGGACGACAAUGAAGGUCACAUAGCUGUUAUCUAUUGCGAUCUCUUCGAGAGGUCGGGCAAGAGUCCGAACCCAGCGCAUUUCACUCUGCGCUGCUCGCGACGGAUCAGUGAGGAAGAGAUGAGAGAAGCUUCCGAGCUGAGCUCGCAGACCAACGGUAUCUUCGCAACGGCACAAGAAGCUGCCAAUGAUGGGUUAGCUACUCAAUUCAACCCGAAGGACGGUAAUGCGCUGUAUCAGUUGCCUACUAUAGCACUCAUCUGCGACUUCGCCAAUCCACCCAGCGGCAGCCAAGGCAACCGACCGACGCUAUUGACUUUCCGGGAACUCACCACGCUCUUUCACGAGAUGGGGCAUGCCAUCCACUCCAUCUGCGGACGAACUGCGCUUCAAAACGUCAGCGGCACGCGCUGUGCUACUGACUUCGCCGAGCUACCUUCCGUACUGAUGGAGAGCUUCGCUUCCGCUCCGGAAGUACUGGGUCUAUACGCUCGACAUUGGGAAACAGAUGCUCCUCUCAACCCCGAACGCGUCCGCGAGCGAGUGGAAGUCGACAGGAGGAUGGCUGGCGCAGAGGUCGAAAGCCAGGUCUUGCUCGGAAUGUUGGACCAACAAUAUCACUCUUCCUUGCCUCUAAACUGGAGUGAGGGCGCCGUUGGUGCAAGCACGAAGCUGUACCAUCAAGUCUGGAACAAGUACUCAUCUGUCCCUGAGCCUGCGGGUACGAGCUGGCAGGGUUUCUUUGGGCAUUUGUUUGGAUAUGGUGCGACGUACUAUUCGUACCUGUUUGACCGCGCGAUUGCAGGAAAGAUCUGGAGGGAUGUCUUUCAGCGACAACAAGGCGGAGCUGUUGAUCCAGAAGCGGGUGGGCUGUUUAGAGAGGAAGUGCUGCGAUGGGGUGGUGGCAGGGAUGGAUGGAGAUGCGUUGCAGGUGCUUUGAGGGAUAAAGAGGGUGUGCUGGCAGAGGGCGGGAAGGGAGCAAUGGAGAUGGUUGGGCGGUGGGGUGUACAUGGAUGA
Messenger RNA from Saxophila tyrrhenica, 2427 nucleotides. RefSeq names its product Mitochondrial intermediate peptidase (gene OCT1). The record is from RefSeq and is a predicted model, not a curated record. Gene Ontology annotation, molecular function: metalloendopeptidase activity. The transcript has a single exon. Lineage: Eukaryota; Fungi; Ascomycota; Dothideomycetes; Mycosphaerellales; Extremaceae. Gene Ontology annotation, biological process: peptide metabolic process. Gene Ontology annotation, cellular component: mitochondrion. The coding region runs from base 1 to 2427 and encodes 808 amino acids.